Molecule: messenger RNA, 2667 nt
Organism: Rotaria socialis
Lineage: Eukaryota; Metazoa; Rotifera; Eurotatoria; Philodinida; Philodinidae
Source: the annotation of a GenBank genome assembly
AUGCAAUCAUCAAAAACUAGUCAUGAUUUAUAUCAAGAAGAAAAUGAAUUGAAUCAACAUAGACCGGUCAAGCAUGUUCGAAGCCAUGAUAGUCAGGAUAAAAAGCGUCAACAUCAACACAGACAACAUUCACCGAUGCGAAGCAAUCGAUUCACGCCUUCUAACUUUCGACAUUCCAUACGCAAUCUAACUUCAUGUACUUUAAUAAGACGAAAAUCUAAUCGUACAUCGGAUGAUGAGGAUUCAAAUACAUUGAAGGCUCAAUCAAAUUGUGCACUCAAAGAUGUUUCUCACCAAUCAUCAAAAGCUCUUCUCAUCUCAACAAAAUCUGCUUCAACAUCACCAUCAAAUAAUAAAUAUAAAUCUCGUAGUAAGUCAUUAUUACCAUCUACCAAUGAUAGUAUUCCAUCUGGUACAAAAAAAGAUAAGUCACCAGGCCAAAAGAAAAGUGUUGAAAUGCCACCCAAAGUAUCGAAUACACCUUUAAUCGAUGCCUCAUCACAAGUGCUAUCAACUACAAACGAUGAUAUGUUACUACCAAACUCACGUAUACUAUCCGGCAAAGAGAUUAGUACAAGUCUAGUUAAUCUGAUGGGUACUGCAUCCGAUUCAGCCCCUAUUAAUAAUACAACACAAAUGCCAACUCAUCCAGCUACACAUAUUUCAUCGACGUCAGCUGCUUCAGUUGAACGAAUAGGAUUUAUCGGACCUUCGUCUAAUAUUGGUAGAUCCGGUAUGAUGGAAUCACCGUCAACACAACGAACAGUGGACACAGGAAACAAUCACACAGGAGGCGUAUCACCAAAUUCACAUAAAAAAUUAACAAAUCAAUAUACAUGGUCUUGUGAAAGUUCUGCUACAGUUCAUAUAAAUACCGCAAUUAGCUUCGAUGAAUGUUUACCACAUCUUGAAAUUGAUGACAAACCAUUAAUAUAUCGUGAACAAUUUCAAUCAACCGAACAUUUUAAUUGGUAUGGUAUUAGCGAUACUCAUGGACCUGUUAUCAUAUCAUUCAAAUACUCAAAUGAUUCGAAUAAACAACGUUUUAUAAUGGCUAUUGUGCGAACUCGACAGCAAACAUCGAUCGAAUCAUUAUUGUACAUACCAUCCACAUGUUCUUCUAUUGAUAUUUUACGGCGCAUAUGUGAACAAUGUGCCAUCACUGAUAUUGAAUAUUUUGAUCCGGUGCUUUGUGAUGGGACUCAUGAUUUACUCAUAAAAUAUGACGAAUCAUAUGUAUCGAACAGGCAUAAAUUCGGUAUCAUAUAUCAACGUGAAAACCAAUUGACAGAAGAAGAAAUAUUUAGUAAUGAAACGCACAGUACUGCUAUGGAUAAAUUUCUUGAUUUUAUUGGUAGUCGUGUUAAACUAAAAGAUUUCCAAGGAUUUCGCGGUGGUCUUGAUAUCAAAUCUGAUCAAACAGGAACAGUUUCGAUUUAUGAAAAUUUUAAUAAUCAUGAAAUAAUGUUUCAUGUCAGUACAUUAUUACCUCAUUCAAAAAUAGAACGACAACAAGUAGAACGUAAACGUCAUAUUGGUAAUGAUAUUGUUGCGAUAGUUUUUCAAGAAAAUGAAACUAAAUUUAAUCCCGAAUGUAUUGCAUCACAAUUUCUACAUGUUUAUCUUGUUGUAACGCCAUUGAAUGAUGAUGGUACACAUUUUAAAGUGUCUGUAAUUCAUCGUGAUAACGUACCUUCAUUUGGACCAGUUAUAAAUCAUUCAAAUUCAUUUAAUUGUGAUCAUACAUUUAAACAGUGGUUAUUAACAAAACUAAUUAAUGCUGAAAUAGCUUCGUGUAAAACAAACACUUUUCAAAAAUAUCAAGAACGUACAAAAAUGCAGUUAUUUGAGAAUUUGUAUCGUACACUACAUGAUAGUAAUCGUUCAUUGAUGAGUUUUAUAUUUAAUAGUAGCCUAUAUAAACAUGAAUGUGAGAUUGAACAACAAAAAGAAGAUGCUCAAAUGUAUUCUUCACCAAAAACAUAUGAUCGCCAUACAGAUAAUUCAAUACUUGGCUCAGUAAGACGUCGUCUUAUUGCACCAAAAUUUCGUGCACAACAUUCAAUUACGCCACCACCACCACCACCACCACCACCGUCAACAACAAUUAUUAUUUCAACACCCACACCGAAUGAUUCAAAGACGAAAACAUCCAUAAUGUCAAUGGACUUGAAGCACAGUGUAUCCAAAGAAUCAAUGACAAAUAAUAGUAAUAAUGGAAAAAAAGCUUCCAUGUUCUUUCUAUCAAAGAACCAUAUUCCACCUAUGGAUAAAUCAAAUACGAAUCGCUUAUUACUAGAUACUGAAAAUGUUGAGUUAUCAUUAAGUCCUCGUUCAAAUUCGAAAUUUUUAUCACCAGCAACAAGUCCAUCAACACCGUCCAAUUAUUUUGACUAUAAUGAAGAGUCAUAUUCAUUUGCAACAUCAUUUUAUUUUAAUAAACUAUCUAUGAAUCAUAUUGAUUCAAACACUCGUCAUGAAUUAUCACCCGAUCAUCUACAAUCUUCAUCGAAAGAUGAUCUAAUUAAAUUUGUUAUUGCAUUGCAGCAACAUCAUUCAACAAAAUUAGCUCAAAUGGAUGAAAUUCAUUCAAAAGCUUUGAAAGAACUUGAGAUCCAAUUAACACAACCGAGAAAUAUGAUUAAUGGAGAUACGUCAUCAAAUUAA